Engraulis encrasicolus (European anchovy) is the source of this 1679-nucleotide messenger RNA. Its product is annotated as 5-hydroxytryptamine receptor 3A-like. Lineage: Eukaryota; Metazoa; Chordata; Actinopteri; Clupeiformes; Engraulidae. The coding region runs from base 1 to 1380 and encodes 459 amino acids. Gene Ontology annotation, molecular function: acetylcholine-gated monoatomic cation-selective channel activity; serotonin-gated monoatomic cation channel activity. Gene Ontology annotation, cellular component: plasma membrane; neuron projection; synapse. Gene Ontology annotation, biological process: chemical synaptic transmission; monoatomic ion transmembrane transport; signal transduction. The transcript is spliced from 9 exons. The record is from RefSeq and is a predicted model, not a curated record.
AUGAAGUUGCAUCUGUGCCUGGGUGUCCUCCGCUGUGAGGAGGGCCACAGUGGCCCCACCUAUGAGUCCAUGAAUGACGUGUUCAGCAAGAAGUCCUUCAGGCCAGCUGUCAACCUCAGCAACCCCACCAUCGCCAACAUCUCCUUCACACUCUACGCCGUGCUGGGGGUGAAUGAGAAGACUCAGAUUCUCACAACUUUCCUUUGGCUCAGAUUAUACUGGUUUCAUGAGUUUCUCAUAUGGGAUCCUGAAGAAUGUGAUGGUGUGACCAAGAUCUCCCUUCCAGUGAAGGACCUUUGGAUGCCUGAUAUCAUCGUGUACGAAUUUGUGGACGAUGACGUGUCCCAGGCCUGCCCCUACGUGUACGUCAACCACACGGGCCACAUCCGCUACGACCGCAUGCUGCGGCUGGUGAGCGCCUGCAACCUGGAGAUCUUCAGCUUCCCCUUUGACAUCCAGAACUGCACCUUCACCUUCGGCUCCUACAUGCACACCAUAAAGGACGUGAGGGUGAGCCCAGCCCUGUCGUUCGAGGAGAUAUCUGGGAACUCUAAGCAGUACCUGGAGGCCAGCGGGGAGUGGGAGCUGGUGGACAUCCUGGGGGAGGCCAGCGUCCUCCGCUUUGGCAUCGACGAGUGGGACAUCAUCACAUUCUGGGUGGUGAUCAAGCGGCGGCCCAUGCUGUACGUGGUGAACCUGCUGAUCCCCAGCUCCUUCCUCAUGCUGAUCGACAUCCUGUCCUUCUACCUGCCGCCCCACAGCGUGGACCGCGCCUCCUUCAAGAUGACCCUCAUCCUGGGCUACACCGUCUUCCUGCUCAUCAUGAACGACCUGCUGCCCAGCACGGCCAACGGCACACCCAUCAUAGGUAUCUACUUCUCGGUUUGUCUGGCCCUGAUGGUCAUCAGCCUGCUGGAGACGGUCAUCAUCACCAACGUGCUGCACCACAACUCCAUGAAGUACUGCGACGUGCCGCGCUGGGUGCAGGUGGUGGUCCUCACUUACAUCGCCCGCCUCAUCUGCUACAGGUGGCCCGAGGAGGACUCCCCCCGCGCCCGCGAGAAGCCAGACGCCGCUGCACCCCACGCCACCCAGCCGCCUGCCCAACCCACAACCAUGACCACACCUCAGACACCCCGAAACAUGUCUGGAUCCCUGCCAGCUUUGGCCAUGCCGAUGCCGGAGCUCAGCCAGAUCUGCCAGGACGUGAACGUGAUCCGUUCUCACAUCUCGGAGCUGCAGCGGGAGAGCGCCAUGCAGGACCAGUGGUGCCACGUGGGCUACAUCCUGGACUUCCUGCUCUUCCGCACCUAUCUGUUCCUCAUCACCUGCUACGCCUUCGUCAUCAUCUGCAUGUGGUGCAUCUGGAUCAACCAGUGAUGCAGCACGCUCACACACACAGUCACACACAGAGUAGUUUGGAUCAACACACGAUUGAUUCGCACAAACACUGACAGAUCUUAUAUGGAUCAACUAGUGAUGAGACGCACGUACACAUUUCAUUUGAAUCAACUAGUGAGGGGACGCGCACACUCGCUCCAUUUGGAUCAAUCAGUGAUUUGCACACACACUCAAAUUUUAUGUGGAUUAACUAGUGAUGGGAGUGGCACGAACGUACAUACACACACAUUUCAUUUGGAUCAACCUGAUAGGAUGCAUGCACGCAAUCAAACAGAUUU